AUGGAAGGGGGGCCGGAGCGAGCCCACCCCUUUGGGAAAGAGGAGCGGAGGGCAGGACAGCGGGUCUGUGUGCCCAGCCGUGGGGAAGGCUCCCAGGGCGCCAGGCCGGCGUGUGCUGGCUGUGGGGGGAAGAUCAGAGGCCCCUUCCUGCUCCGCGUGGCGCCCGACACAGAGUGGCACGUGGGCUGCCUCCGCUGUAUCUGCUGCCGGCUCAGCCUGGCCCACAGCCCCACCUGCUUCCUACGCGACGGCAGCGUUUACUGCCGAGCCGACUAUCUCAGGCUCUUCUCCAUGAGAUGCACCCGCUGCCGGGAGACCUUGCUGCCCUCUGACCUGGUGUUGCGGGCACGAGGGGCUAUAUACCACCAGGCCUGCUUCCGCUGCUCCCGCUGCCAACGCCGGCUGCUGCCCGGUGAGCAGUUUGCUCUGUGGCAGGAUGGGUUGUACUGCCCCAUACACCAGUGGCCUGGGCAGGAAGGGGCAGGGCCGGAGAGGCCAGUAUCAGCAUGGACCAAGUGGCACCGGUCAGCGAGGGGCUCGAGCGUCCCCGGGGCCCAGGGCGGCUCAGGGAAGCUGGCCCGCGUCCGCACCGUCCUGAACGAGCGGCAGCUCCAGGCCCUGAGCGCCUGCUAUGCGGCCAACCCUCGCCCCGACGCUGGGCUGAAGGAGCAGCUGGUGCAGCUGACUGGCCUCAGCCCCCGCGUCAUCCGGGUCUGGUUCCAGAACAAGCGCUGCAAGGACAAGAAGCGGAACCUCAUGAGCCAGCUGCAGCUGCCACCCCUGAGCCUGCAGGGUGCUGUGGGGACCCGGAUGGUGGCUGCCAGCCCGCAGCCCCAGGACGAAGCGUAUGCGUGGAGCCCGGUGGAGGUUCAGAGGGGCAGGCCCUCAUGGCAGCUGGUGAGCUGCACCGAGGAGGCAGGUUUCUCCCAGCUUCUGCAGCUGAUGGACCCCGAGCAGCGCAGCUGGGUGAGCUCCGUUCUCCGCUAG
This is a messenger RNA of Dermochelys coriacea (leatherback sea turtle), 987 nucleotides long. Its product is annotated as insulin gene enhancer protein ISL-2-like. Lineage: Eukaryota; Metazoa; Chordata; Testudines; Dermochelyidae. Gene Ontology annotation, molecular function: cis-regulatory region sequence-specific DNA binding; DNA-binding transcription factor activity, RNA polymerase II-specific. Gene Ontology annotation, cellular component: nucleus. The transcript has 5 exons. The record is from RefSeq and is a predicted model, not a curated record. Gene Ontology annotation, biological process: axonogenesis; neuron fate specification; positive regulation of transcription by RNA polymerase II. The coding region runs from base 1 to 987 and encodes 328 amino acids.